CUGAUGGCGGCGCAGGGAGCCGGGCGGAGGCGCUGAGCGGCGCGGCCCAGCUGAGGAGCAGGGAUGGCCGGGGGGCCGCAGCCGGGAGCCCCCUCGCCGCGGCUGCCCAGGCUGGGGCUGGCCCUGGCCCUGCUGGCCGCCCUGGCCGCGGUGAAAUACUAUCGGGCCGCCGAGGCGGCCCGGCGGCAGGAGAUGGCCUUGAAGUCUCUGGGGAACGAGGGGCUUUUUCUCUUCUCCUCUCUGGACACUAACAAUGAUCUGUACAUUAGCCCUGAGGAGUUCAAGCCAAUAGCAGAGAAAUUAACAGGUGUGACUCCUGUCUUCGAAUUUGAAGAGGAAGAGACACCGGAUCCCAGUGGGGAGACGCUAUCAAUUGUUGCUAAAUUCCAGCCUCUGCUCAUGGAAACAAUGACAAAGAGCAAAGAUGGUUUCCUAGGAAUUUCUCAUAUUGCUCUGUCUGGCCUACGGAAUUGGACAACCCCAGCAGCCCCUAUGAGCAUGAUGUUUGCCAGGCAGUUCAAAGCCUUUCUUCCCCCAAAGAAUAAGCGAGAACUCGGCGAUCCCUGGUGGAUAAUCCCAAGCGAAUUAAACAUCUUCACUGGCUACCUUUCCAACAACCGGUUUUACCCUCCGGCUCCCAAGGGCAAAGAAAUCGUGAUCCACAAACUCUUGAGCAUGUUCCACCCUCGUCCAUUUGUAAAAACUCGCUUUGCCCCUCAAGGAGCUGUGGCCUGCAUCCAGGCAAUCAGUGAGUUCUACUAUAUGGUAGCAUUCAGGAUCCAUGCCGAGUUCCAGCUGAAUGAACCUCCAGAUUUCCCUUUCUGGUUUUCCCCUGGCCAGUUCACAGGCCACAUCAUCCUCUCCAAAGAUUCCUCCCAUGUUCGAGAGUUCAAGCUCUUUGUCCCUAACGAGAGGUCUCUCAACGUUGACAUGGAAUGGCUGUAUGGGGCGAGCGAAAGCAGCAACAUGGAAGUGGAUAUAGGUUACCUACCUCAGAUGGAAUUAGAAUCUUCAGGGCCGUCCAUCCCUUCCGUGAUUCAUGACGAAAAUGGCAACGUGAUGGAUAGCCGAGACCCUGUGGCGGAGCCAAUUCAGUUUGUGUUUGAAGAGAUAAACUGGCAGCGUGAAAUAAGUUGGGAAGAGGCAGCCCAGAAACUGGAAGUUGCCAUGUACCCAUUUAAGAAGGUUUCGUACCUUCCCUUUCCGCAGGCUUUUGACAGAGCGAAAGCUGAGAACAAACUGGUGCAUUCCAUCCUGCUGUGGGGCGCCUUGGACGACCAGUCCUGCUGAGGUUCGGGGCGAACUCUCCGGGAGACCGUCCUGGAAAGUUCGCCCAUCCUUGCUCUGCUGAACGAGAGCUUCAUCAGUAGCUGGUCACUGGUGAAGGAAUUAGAAGAGCUACAGACCAAGAAGCAGAAUGAAUUCUACAGCAGACUGGCGGACCUGCAUCUAGAGAAAUAUAACUUCCCCGUGGAGAUGAUGAUCUGCCUUCCCAACGGAACAGUGAUUCACCAUAUCAAUGCCAACUAUUUCCUGGAUAUUACUUCUAUGAAGCCUGAAGAAGUCGAGAGCAGCAUCUUUAGCUUCUCAACCAAUUUUGAAGAUCCUUCCACUGCAACCUACCUCCAGUUCCUGAAGGAAGGACUGCAAAGAGCCAAACGGUUCCUGCAGACCUAAAAAAAAAAAAAAAA
Molecule: messenger RNA, 1691 nt
Organism: Terrapene triunguis (Three-toed box turtle)
Lineage: Eukaryota; Metazoa; Chordata; Testudines; Emydidae
Gene: SELENON
Product: selenoprotein N
Exons: 12
Biological process (GO): calcium ion homeostasis; skeletal muscle fiber development
Cellular component (GO): endoplasmic reticulum membrane
Molecular function (GO): calcium ion binding
Source: RefSeq, a predicted model, not a curated record